AUCUAUCUUGCCACUUUCUCAUUAACAGCAUGUGCAAGCAGAUCCUCCAAACAAUAAGGGGCUGUCACAGCUGGUGGUGCAGCUUUUGCAGUUCAUGGAAGAUAACUUCGGUCCAAAGGUCCCAAAGGCUCCUAUGACCAAAUUGCCAAUGAAAUGCUUCCUUGACUUCAAACCUGGUGGUGGACUCUGUCACAUACUAAAUACAGUCUAUAAAUUCAAAAGUGACCAAGGAUGGCGCAGGUUUGAUUUCCAGUCUCCAUCCCGCAAAGAUGCAAAUAUAGAACUCUUCCGUGAAAUUGAGAAAUCUCUCUUAUCGAACAAAUGUUGGGCAAAACCAUCAGUCUUCAUUCAUGGUGAAGUAGAUAAAGAGCUCCGCAAUGAACUUAAAGACAUUGUCAAGCGCCAUGAUGGAAAGAUUGUAGGUUAG
Cherax quadricarinatus is the source of this 427-nucleotide messenger RNA. The record is from RefSeq and is a predicted model, not a curated record. NCBI's taxonomy places the organism in Eukaryota, Metazoa, Arthropoda, Malacostraca, Decapoda, Parastacidae.